AUGGCCUCGGCGGUCCUCGCUGUUCAGGGCGCCUGCCCCUCGCAGAUCCUUCUUGGGGGAGCGCCCGGGAUGGAAUCCAGGGCGGAGCGCGUCGAUGCGCCGGGCAGAGCGCGAGGAAUGCUGCCCGCCGGCCGGCGCACGCCACGCUAUCGACUGGCCGAUGGACACCGCCCACUCGCGGCCGCCGCCGCCUACGUCGCCUCCGCCGCUCCGCGCACUCGCGCCGGCCACGUGGACGCACCGGCUCUUGCG
This is a messenger RNA of Gryllus bimaculatus (two-spotted cricket), 252 nucleotides long. The record is from the annotation of a GenBank genome assembly. Lineage: Eukaryota; Metazoa; Arthropoda; Insecta; Orthoptera; Gryllidae.